CACUGCCGCUGCCCUGCGUGUCUGUCCCCUGCGUGGGAAGCACAACAAAACCAAGGGCUUCACUUGAGAAGGUGCACAGGAGCGAGAUAAAAAAGAGACGGCAGUCCUUCUGCAAUUCAUUUUACACUUUCACUGUCUGCCACCGGACGAGGUUUCAGCGUAAUUCUCGGAGGACAAAGAGACGACCGCUCGGAGAUAUGAACGAGUCUCUGGUGCUGAACAACUCCUCUGCGACUCUCUUGGCUGGAGAAGCUCUCCCAUGGAUGGAGGCUGAUUCUCCGGAGCUGAACAGCAGCCUGCAGUUCUCCACCGCCCCUGCAGAUUUCGCCAUCAACCCGUGGGACAUUAUGCUCUGCAUGUCAGGCACCGUCAUCGCCUGUGAGAACGCCAUCGUGGUAGCAAUCAUCUUCUACACGCCGACCCUCAGGACUCCCAUGUUUGUGCUGAUCGGGAGCCUGGCCACAGCGGACCUUCUAGCCGGCAUGGGAUUAAUCCUGAACUUUGUGUUUCAGUACGUGAUCUCCUCUGAGACUAUCAGCCUCAUCACGGUGGGCUUCUUGGUGACCUCCUUCACUGCGUCCAUCAGCAGCCUUUUGGCCAUAACAGUGGACCGUUACUUCUCCCUCUACAACGCCCUGACUUACUUCUCAGAGAAGACGCUGCAGUACGUUCACUUGAUGUUACUGGGGACCUGGGGGGUGUCUCUGUUUUUGGGCUUGCUGCCUGUGCUCGGCUGGAACUGCCUGGACGACCCGGCCUCCUGCAGCAUCGUCCGCCCUUUGACCAGGAUCAACGUCACGCUCCUUGCCACCUCCUUCUUCGUCAUCUUCGUGCUCAUGCUGGCCCUCUAUUUCAAGAUUUGCAAGAUUGUGUGCCACCACGCCCACCAGAUCGCCCUCCAGCAGCACUUUUUCGCCACGCCGCACUAUGUCGCCACUAAGAAGGGGGUGUCCACGUUGGCUAUCAUCUUAGGGACAUUUGGUGCCAGCUGGCUGCCCUUCGCCAUCUACUGCCUGGUCGGAGAGAGGGAGUAUCCUUCAGUGUACACCUAUGCUACACUGCUGCCAGCCACCUACAACUCCAUGAUCAACCCCAUCAUCUACGCCUACAGAAACGCAGAGAUCCAGCGCUCCCUCUACGUGCUCCUCUGUGGCUGCUUUCAGACCAACAAGUCCUACCGGUCCAGGUCACCAAGUGAAGUCUAAAAAAAAUGUGCUAGGGCUCCUUUUGUGUAAAUGUAUUUGUGAUUAAAAGACAGAGCAAAAAAGACAAAGCGUCCUUUGACCGCUGACAAUCUGCUUUCAGUUGCCAGUGAAUGCUUUACAAACACAAAGUGGAUGUGAUGCUAGAAUCGUGUCUACUGUAUCUGCACUUUACGAUGUCUCCACACAAGUUAGGAUGAGAUUUGUAAAAGAUUCUGUGAACAAAAACCUGUGAAAAAGAAAAAACAAACCUGUGAAUGUAGUCAACUGAGAAAAGGAAUGGGAAAUAUUGCACUUUAGUACAUGUUUUUUGAAAUGCCAAAGCAGUAUUGUACAGCCGUUGUUGUGUUUAAACGUAUAAACGUGUGAGUACUGUGAGCCAUUUUUCUAUUUCGUAUGGUAUUGUCUUU
Molecule: messenger RNA, 1612 nt
Organism: Trematomus bernacchii (emerald rockcod)
Lineage: Eukaryota; Metazoa; Chordata; Actinopteri; Perciformes; Nototheniidae
Product: G-protein coupled receptor 6
Biological process (GO): G protein-coupled receptor signaling pathway
Cellular component (GO): membrane
Molecular function (GO): sphingosine-1-phosphate receptor activity
Source: RefSeq, a predicted model, not a curated record